Messenger RNA from Chanos chanos (milkfish), 3853 nucleotides. RefSeq names its product ubiquitin specific peptidase 42 (gene usp42). Bases 72 to 3716 code for a protein of 1214 amino acids. The transcript has 20 exons. The record is from RefSeq and is a predicted model, not a curated record. Gene Ontology annotation, molecular function: cysteine-type deubiquitinase activity. NCBI's taxonomy places the organism in Eukaryota, Metazoa, Chordata, Actinopteri, Gonorynchiformes, Chanidae. Gene Ontology annotation, cellular component: nucleus; cytosol. Gene Ontology annotation, biological process: protein deubiquitination; regulation of apoptotic process.
CCGGACGCCCCUUGGAAAUUAGGAUGGAUGGACACAUUUAAACCACAUUUACAAACUAACCGCAAUGAACAAUGACCAUAGUUGACAAACCAUCAGAGAAGUCUGACCUAGAGUCAGAACGGUGCAAUCGCUCCAGCUCCCUGACCUUCCGCUGCCCCAGAGACAUGGAAGGCAACUGCUCUAACUGGGGUGUGGGCUCCUCUGCUUCAGACCCCUCCAGGGCUAAGACUCCUUGUAAGGGCGCUGCUCUCGGAUCAGUCAUGUACAGCAGUACCGCAACCCCACAGGCUGACAGGCCCAAGGAGCAAGUGGUGAUGACUGGAGGAGAUGGAAUUGCUCUUCCCCAGAAGGUCCUCUUCCCUGCCGAGCGCCUCAGCCUGCGGUGGAACCAGGUCCAUCGUAUUGGAGCAGGUCUCCAGAACUUGGGCAACACGUGUUUCCUUAACUCCACCCUUCAGUGUCUCACCUACACCCCACCUCUUGCCAACUACAUGCUGUCCCGAGAGCAUUCAAAAACAUGUCGGGAGCCUGGAUUCUGUAUGAUGUGCACCAUGCAGAACCACAUCAUCCAAGUGUUCGCCAAUUCGGGAAACGUCAUCAAACCCAUAGGUGUUCUUAGUGAGCUAAAACGGAUUGCGAAACACUUCUGUUACGGAGAUCAGGAAGAUGCUCACGAGUUCCUUAGGUACACAGUGGAUGCUAUGCAAAAGUCCUGCCUGCCUGGAUAUAAUGUGGACAGGCAAACGCAGGCAACUACUUUCGUGCAUCAAGUCUUUGGAGGCUAUCUACGGUCUAGAGUGAAAUGCUUUAAUUGCAAAGCAGUGUCUGAUACAUUUGAGCCUUUCCUGGAUAUUGCACUGGAAAUUAAGACUGCCCAGACUCUUAACAAAGCUCUGGAGUUGUUUGUGAAGCCAGAACAACUGGAUGGUGAAAAUGCCUACAAAUGCAGCAAAUGUAAGAAAAUGGUUCAAGCCUCGAAGAGAUUCACAAUCCACCGCAGCUCUAAUGUCCUUACCAUCUCAUUAAAACGCUUUGCCAAUUACAAUGGAGGCAAAAUUACAAAGGAUGUGCGGUACCCAGAGCAUAUAGACAUGCGUCCGUUCAUGUCUCAGACCCAUGGAGAACCACUGGUCUACUCAUUGUAUGCCGUGCUUGUUCACUCUGGUUUCAGUUGCUACGCUGGACACUAUUACUGCUACAUAAAGGCUAGCAGUGGGCAGUGGUACCAGAUGAAUGAUUCAUCCGUUACUGUCAGUGACACGCGUUCAGUUCUCAACCAACAAGCCUAUGUGCUCUUCUACAUCAGAUCACCAGACCUGAAGAAUGGAGGUGACAUGAACCACGUGAAUCGUACUCCAGGCCAGUCGUCCCCACGGCCUAUCCUAACACCAAAGUUGUCUGGGCCUCGACAGGCCCCCCCGGGCUUCAUUGGCCCCCAGCUACCGCCACACAUGAUCAAGAAUACCCCACACCUUAAUGGGAACGGUUCCUCAAAGGAGUACCACAGUGGCUCUAAGCCCAUCCCUGACCCAGAGAAAAGACAGAAGUUGUCCUUCCUCAUCGGUCCUGGCAAAACUGUGCAAUCCAGCCAAACCCAGCCAAGACCCAGCUGCUCUUCAUCCUCUGCUUCACACACUCAUCCACAACCCUCCUCUUCCUGCACUUCCUCACAGUCUACCUCAGACCUGCUCUCCGGUCCCUCCCGGUCCUUGAAGGUCAACGGCACAUCUGUCAACCAUACUGGAUCCGCUCUCCUGGUGCCCUAUAGCCAGGAGUCUUCGGAAGAAUCCGACCAGGAGGGCGGAGCUUUGGAGAACGGCCUGGCCUACUCGGCUUCCGCGUCGGCUAACGGCAAGGGCGGGAACGCCGUCCCGUCCCGUAGCCCUGGCGUGCUGUCUCAGCCAGCCCUCAAAACAAACGGAUCAUCCAAUGGUUUGACGGAGAAAGCCGUUCACGAAAAUGGAUCAGAGAACCAGAGUGUUUCUAAGCCCAGCCAGAACGGCCAUCACAGAGUCAAUGGCAUAAACCACUCGGAGAAGGUUACCGGGAAUGGGCACAUGAUGUCUCCUAUCACCAGCCCUAUUAAUGGGAUGGACACUCAGCUCAAACCCAACCCUGAGCUCAGGCAGCCAAGCCAAGAGCCCGGGCGCUCUGAUGCAAGUUCCUGUGAAAGCAUCCCAUCUACAGGAAAACCCGAUACUCUCUCUCCCUCACCGUCUACUCUCACCAAAAGGGCUAAAAUUCUCUCUCCUUCACUUCCUCAACCAACCGCUUGUCCCCCUCCCACCUCAGCGUCCGUUCCUAAUGCAAACCCCGAGGCCAACGGCAAGCUCACGGACGCGACCCCGAGUCUCCAUACCAACAGCCAGACAGCCUUAACAGAUCAACCGGUUCACUGCUACAGCACCUCUACUGCAACGGGCGUCGGAACCAACUCUCAGCCAAGCCAUGGUCAUAGUCGGAUCCUCGGAGCUGGCGACGCUCCUGUCGCCUCCCAGAAGGCUAAGGUGACCUUAGAUGCAGCUAAAUGCAACGGGCGGGACAGCAAAUCGGAUAUGAAGGACUCUAACAAAGAGAGCAAGUACGGUUCUCGCGAGGGCAAGAGGACCGCGGAGGACAGAGAACGCGAGUGCGACCGGGACCGGCCGCACGUCGCCAAGGACCGCGAACGCGACAAGGACCGAUACAAACACCACAGGGACUACGACGAGAGAAGCAGGGACCGCUAUGGCCACGCCCACAGGCCCGAGAGAGAGCGACGCCCGCAGAGGGACCGCUCGUCCAGCCGAGAGAGGCACCACAGGGAGUGGGAUGCCAAACGGCACCGGGACCACCACCAUCACCACCACCACCGCAGGGACUACGACCACAGACACAGGGAUCAGCGGACCUGGGGCCGCGACUGGGACCGGGAGAGAGACCGGGACGGCAGGCACCUGGCCGACGACCACGACGGUCACAGGUCCUCCGGCCGCUGGCGCUGGGCGGCAGACGGAGGGCGGGGCAGGGGCCACCACGCUCAGGACGAGAACAACAGCAAAGCCAGGCCCUCGUCUCCUCGCUCUGCCAGCCCAGCGAACGGACACUGGGACAGGAAACGGAGUCUUCGAGAGGACGGCGACGAUGACUACGACGUCCCUGAAGAACACAGGGCAAAGAAGCAUAAGAAGUCGAAGAAAAAGAAGAGGAACAGGGACAGGCGGAGGAGCUCGAGCAAAGAGCCGUCUGACAAAAGCGGAAGCUCGUGGAAACACAAAAAGAAGAAACGGAAGAGAAGGAGGUCCGAGGAGGACGAGGGCGCGGAGGACCGGGCCCGCGCCGAGAGCCGCUCCGUCCACAGCUCCGAGGAGGGCGACCUCAGAGGAGCCAAAGGGAGAGACGACGCGGAGAGGAAGAGCCGCGACCACGAGCGGUCUCCUCACAAACGCGCCCGCCUUGAACCUCUUUCCUCUUCCUCCUCCUCUUCCUCUUCCUCCUCCUCCUCCUCCACACAACACGCUCACCUCAACGGCCACACAGGUAACGACGUAAGCCAUUACAAUGGACACUCUGUAAAUGGCUUGAGCAACGGGUUGAAAUCAACACACUCGAACCACACCGAGGCUUCCACACAACGUACCACCACUGUCAGCAGCACGAGUGCCUCAGCGUACACAGAAGGAAAAGGGCUUCGUGGGGUCGUGACCUCUGCAAAUGAGGACGUACAUGUUGCUUAGAGGAGACGGUCAUCCUCCUCCAGAUAGCAGACUUGGAUAACUGUCAACACAAGCUUGUGAAGAAAAAAAAAAAGUGAACUACAGCGGAAGAAUGAGACCCGGAAUUUUUGAACGUGGUGCUUUAAUCGUUAAGAACA